Messenger RNA from Budorcas taxicolor (takin), 1871 nucleotides. RefSeq names its product trophoblast glycoprotein (gene TPBG). Gene Ontology annotation, biological process: negative regulation of canonical Wnt signaling pathway. The transcript has a single exon. The coding region runs from base 66 to 1328 and encodes 420 amino acids. Lineage: Eukaryota; Metazoa; Chordata; Mammalia; Artiodactyla; Bovidae. The record is from RefSeq and is a predicted model, not a curated record. Gene Ontology annotation, molecular function: protein binding. Gene Ontology annotation, cellular component: plasma membrane.
CCCCGUCUCCCGAACCUUCGGAGCGGGCGGCGUCCCAGCCCGGCUCCGGGGACACCCGAGCCGCGAUGCCUGGGGGGUGCUCCCGGGGCCCCGCCGCCGGGGACGGGCGGCUGCGGCUGGCGCGGCUGGCGCUGGUCCUCCUGGGCUGGGUCUCCUCGACCUCCCUCCCCUCGUCGGCGUCCUCCUCCACCUCCUCGGCGUCGCUCCCGGCGCCCGCGGCGUCCGGCCAGCCGGCGCUGCCGGGCCGAUGCCCAGCGCCGUGUGAGUGCUCCGAGGCCGCGCGCACCGUCAAGUGCGUGAACCGCAAUCUGACCGCGGUGCCGGCCGACCUGCCCCCCUACGUGCGCAACCUCUUCCUCACGGGCAACCAGCUGGCGGUGCUGCCCGCCGGCGCCUUCGCCCGCCGGCCGCCGCUGGCCGACCUGGCCGCGCUCAACCUCAGCGGCAACCGCCUGAAGGAGGUGGACGCCGGCGCCUUCGAGCACCUGCCCGGCCUGCGCCAGCUUGACCUCAGCCACAACCCGCUGGCCGACCUCAGCCCCUUCGCCUUCUCGGGCAGCAACGCCAGCGUCGUGGCCCCCAGCCCCCUGGCGGAGCUCAUCUUGAACCGCCUCGAGCUCCCCGCGGCCGAGCGGCAGAACCUGAGCCUGGAGGGGAUGGUGGCGGCGGCCCUGCGAGCUGGCCACGCGCUGCGGGGGCUCCGCCGCCUGGAGCUGGCCAGCAACCAGCUCCUCUACCUGCCCCGCGACGUCCUGGCCCAUCUGCCCGGUCUCCGGCACCUGGACCUGCGCAACAACUCGCUGGUGGGCCUGACCCACGUGUCCUUCCGGAACCUGACGCACCUCGAAAGCCUGCACCUGGAGGACAACGCCCUCAAGGUCCUGCGCAACGGCACCCUGGCUGAGCUGCAAAGCCUGCCCCACGUCCGGGUCUUCCUGGACGACAAUCCCUGGGUCUGUGACUGCCACAUGGUGGACAUGGUGGCCUGGCUCAAGGAGACCGAGAUAGUGCAGGGCAAAGGCAGGCUCACCUGUGCGUUCCCGGAGAAAAUGAGGCAUCGAGUCCUCUUGGAACUCAACAGCUCCGACCUGGACUGUGACCCUAUCCUCCCGCCAUCCCUGCAGACGUCCUAUGUGUUCCUGGGUAUUGUUUUAGCCCUGAUAGGCGCCAUCUUCCUCCUGGUUCUGUAUUUGAACCGUAAAGGGAUAAAGAAGUGGAUGCAUAACAUCAGAGAUGCCUGUAGGGAUCACAUGGAAGGGUAUCAUUACAGAUACGAAAUCAAUGCGGACCCCAGGUUAACAAACCUCAGCUCGAAUUCGGACGUCUGAGAAGCGCGUGAGGACAGAACCAGGACAACUCUGCAUGAGAUGGAGACUUCAGCUUUAUCCCGUCCUAGGCUUGCUUCACCUCCACUCUCCACUGUAGCCGCCAGUGACCUUGACUGAAAGCAGCGAAGGGAAUUUGCUCCCUUCUGUAAAGUUUCUUGGUGUGUUCUGUUACUGUGGGGCGCUGAACAACUGUGCAUAGUGUUUUAUCCUCUUCCUUCUUGGAACUCAACAUGUGUGGAGGGAUGUUUUCAAGUUUCAGCAUGAACAUGGCCUCCUGGCUGUUUUUCUCUUAGUACAGUUCAAGGUGUAGCAAGUGUACUCUCACUGAUAGCAUUCAACAAAAGCUGCCUCAACUUUUUUGAGAAAAAGACUUAUUUCAUAAAUAUCAGUUUUAUUCUCAUGUACCGAAAUUGUGGAGAGAAUGAUUGCAUUUCAUAAACUGCCUGCAGACCUUAGCAAGCUCUUCAGAGUAACUCCAUAGUCCACAGGAGCCCCUGCAUCCGAGAGCAUGCUUACAUUUUACUGUUCUGCAUAUUUCAAAAA